Prosopis cineraria is the source of this 3475-nucleotide messenger RNA. RefSeq names its product transcription factor GTE8-like. The transcript is spliced from 11 exons. The record is from RefSeq and is a predicted model, not a curated record. Lineage: Eukaryota; Viridiplantae; Streptophyta; Magnoliopsida; Fabales; Fabaceae. The coding region runs from base 1083 to 2993 and encodes 636 amino acids. Gene Ontology annotation, molecular function: protein binding.
GACUCGAGUCUCGAGAGGUGGCUGGCAUUUCCGCUCCCUGGUUUGGCGCUCUCAUCCUCAUCUCGCAGUUCGGUCUUGAAGUUCGCUCUUGCUGUCCUGGUUUGAGCUUUCGGGAAGUUCCCGGUGUCUGCUUUAUCUCUGGUUGACAUCUGAUUUUGUGUCUGCAACUCUGCUAGGGUUUUACUUUAGCUGCGAUCUCUCCUCUAGCCGCUUCUUUUCCAAUCGCGGCGUUUGGAUUUUCAGUGCUUCUUCUACUGAUUUUCUUUUCUAGGAAUCAUUUUGAGUAAUAUUUGGAGAUUGGAACAAGGGCUCUGAGCUUCCUUGGACGCGGCACAUUUUUCAGUUAGCGACCGGUAAUUGUCCUUCUGGGGAUUGGGUUCGUUUAGAUUUGAGUUCUGUGGUCUUUCUGAUUUUCUACGGCUGGCUUAUAAUUCCUUCAUUGCUGGAAAUUGUUCUACUAGUUCUAAGUGGAAGAAUUAUAUUUGGGACUUAAGGAUCGCUGGAAAGGACUAGCGUUUAUCUGAAAACCUAGUAUUUCUUAAUGUUCAGUUUCACUCCAUAUUAGAUUACAAUAAUUUUGAUGCCAACCGUCUGUUGUAUAAUUUUACGCCCAAACUUGAAGAGCCUGAUGCUUGAAAAUCACCUUAAUUUCCUUUCCUCUUUUAGUAAGUGUUCAUUAUAUUAUUGCGGGGUUUCAAGAUAUUAUUAAUAAUAAUAUACUAAAAAUUAAAUUUUCUUUUCCGGGAAUUUCUCAACAGUCAAGUUAUUUCACCCCCCUUAAGUUAUUUCUGGGACAAGCAGUAGCGGUGUUCAUAUUUCCAUGAUUGGUAUUGGACGUUAAUCUGAAGGCGACAGUCCCUGUCUAAUGGUAUAGUGGUUGAAAUCUUGUGCAUGACGAUGGCAAAGAGUAGUAGGUACUCUGAAGGUUAUUGUGGCAAUGCAGUAGCGCCAGCUGGUGAUCAGAGGGGUCUGGUAGCUCAGGACAAAUUGACACUGAAAUAACUGUUUCAGAGGACUCAAGCGUUCCCACUAGGAAAUGUAUUAGUUUAAAUUCAAGCCACCGUGACCCCUUUGGUGUUCCCAUGCAAGUUCUCCCCUUGUCUAAAUUAUCACCAUUUGAAAGAAAAGAUUUGGUACGUAGGUUGAGAUCAGAGCUUGAACAGAUUCGUCUACUCCAGAAAAAAGGGAAGAAAUUGAAUCCAGCUGGUAACAAGUCGCGGGCAUGGAACCGAGCCUCUACUGGGAAGUUUGCGUCUGCAGCACAGACUUGUUCGCCAAACACUGCAAAUGCUAUGCUGAUGAAACAGUGUGAGGCAUUGUUGAAACGUUUGAUGAAUCAUCAGUAUGCUUGGGUUUUCAACACCCCUGUAGAUGUUGUGAAGUUGAAUCUUCCAGAUUAUUUCACCAUAAUUAAGCAUCCUAUGGAUUUGGGAACAGUAAAAGGCAAGAUAACAUCGGGAGCUUACUCAAGUCCAUUGGAAUUUGUUGCCGAUGUAAGGACUACAUUUUCAAAUGCAAUGACUUAUAAUCCCCCUGGAAAUGAUGUCCAUAUCAUGGCUGACACCCUUAGUAAAUAUUUUGAAGUGAGAUGGAAAGCAAUUGAGAAGAAACUACCUAGAACUGAUCCUCUUCCAUUGCCAGAAAAAUCAGACACUCUUGGAGCAGUGGAAACUGCUAGACCAAUGCCUCCAUCGAAGAAGAGGAAAAUCACUUCAUUGCCACUGAGUUCAGAUGUGAGGCCACCUGCUAAGCGGAUUAUGACAGAUGAAGAGAAGAACAGCUUAGGCAGAGAAUUGGAGUCUUUGCUGGGAGAAUUGCCUGUACAUAUCAUUGAUUUCUUGAAAGAAAAAAGUUUGAACGGCAGAGAUUGUGGAGAGGAAGAGAUUGAGAUUGAUAUUGAUGAUCUGAGUGAUGAUACUUUGUUUACACUACGGAAGCUUUUGGAUGACUAUUUGCAAGAGAAGCAAAAGGAUAUUUCUAAAGCUGAACCAUGUGAAAUAGAGCUGUUAAAUGAUUCUGGACCUAGCAAUUCGUCAUUGCAGCCUUUCAAAGGUAAUGACCUAGCUGAUGAGGACGUAGAAAUUGGUGGCAAUGAGCCCCCUGUAUCAAGUUGUCCACCUGAGGGGAGUGAAAAGGAUAGAACACAUGGAAUUAAUCAACGUUUGAGUCCAGGAAGCUCCGGUGAUACAGGCUCUAGUAGUUCCUCUGAUAGUGAAGCUGAUGAUGCUAAAGCAAGUCAAGCGAACGCAUCAGAGGUACCAGAAAAUUUGGGGUCUGGACCUCAGUUGGAUGAAAAGACCGGGGUUGUUGAUACUCUGGAGAGACAACAAUCGCUAAGUAGGUUGGAUCAACUUGAAGAUAAUCCUCAGCAAAAGCAAAGUUCUUUCGACUCAGACUGCUGUCAAGACGGGGACAGCGGUCCAAAUGAGAGACAGGUCUCUCCAGGAAAACUCUAUCGAGCUGCUCUAUUGAAGAAUCGGUUUGCUGAUACCAUCUUGAAAGCCCGAGAAAAAACUCUGGCACAGGGUGAGAAGGGGGAUCCUGAGAAAUUGCGCCAGGAAAGGGAAAAACUCGAGAUGGAGCGUCAGAAAGAAAAGGCCCGAUUACAAGCAGAAGCAAAGGCUGCUGAAGAUGCUCGAAAACAGGCAGAGGCAGAAGCUGCUGCAGAAGCCAGAAGAAAGAGGGAGCUUGAGAGAGAAGCUGCACGCCAAGCAUUGCUACAGAUUGAGAAGACUGUUGAAAUCAAUGAGAAUUCACGCUUUCUUGAAGACUUGGAAAUGCUCAGAGCUGCGCCGGCUGAGCAAUUACCUAGCUCUGUAGAUGAGACUAGUCCUGAUCACUCACAGGACGGCUUGGGUAGUUUCAAGUUUGCGGGCGGAAAUCCCUUGGAACAACUAGGAUUGUAUAUGAAAGUGGAUGAUGAAGACGACGACGGAGAGCCUCCUAGCGUUCCAAAUCCUGUAAAUGAUGUGGAAGAGGGAGAGAUUGAUUAAAUUAUGCUGAACUUGUAAUCGUGAAAGAAUGUAACAGCAUGUUGUCCUAAGAAAGAAUAUUGGUAAACUAAACUUAUCCUAGUCCCAGGCAACCUCUUGAACUAUUUAGUUCUUAUGAUUAAUCCAUCACAAAAGGGACGAAGCAUCUUUUCUUGUGGUAGCAUUCAGCCUCUAGGAGACACGACACGAUAUCGAGUUUCAGCUUCUCAAGACUACGAAAGGGCCGGUGUGAUCAGAAACGGGGGUACUUUUUGGCCCCUUCCCAUCAGGAUGGCAGCUUGCAUUAGCUUACUUUUGUGAUAGUGGCCUUAACAUCUCUUCGUCUAGUCAAAUCUGUACAAAAUAUAGUCCUUUAGAUUUUCAUGAUUAUGGACGACUGAUAGUAGAAGUAGCUCCAUGCAUCGUUUCCUCGAUAUGCUGUGUGCCUGUAUUUGUAACUUGUUUGUUGUAUUAUUGGUACAAUUUUGAUAGUUUCAGUUUCA